UUGUGACUGACAGCACUGGUCACAUGACCUGACAGCGGGACGAGCGCGAGCGCGCUGACGAGCUCGUCAUCUACGCGCGCGCCGGCCUGUAAUAUUUUUGACCCAGUCGGCGUGCCGUAGAGAUUGUAUCCUGUUGUGGGCAUUGCGGCUGGUGCGGGUUUGGGCAUUUCAGGCGCCAUGGAUGUGAAUCAGCCCAAGCAGGAGCAUCUACUGGCACUUAAAGGGGCCACAACGUCUGCUAGCGGGAUCAACCACUACAUACUAAAAGAAUCUGCAACAAAACUAUUUGAAGCGUUGAUGUGACCAAAAUGAUCCAGGUUUUACCAGCAUCCCUUCUUAUCCGGGCAGUCAUACGGCAUAGUGUAAAGGUUUCUUGACUGGUGCCGCUGAUGUGGGAACAUUAUUGGAGUGAUGGGAGAUAGCUAUAAACCGGAAAAGGAAGUGGUUGUGCACUACCGCACCUCUCAAAAUAGACUAGAAGACUUACAGCAAAUAGCAGCAGGCUCGUUAGAGAGAUUUCCUCUUAGGCGCUUGCCAACAUUCUGUCCAUGGUUUCCAGAUCAUGUGCAGAACUUUAUUCUCAAGCCUCUAACACGUCCUCCCUUAAUCUCGGUAGAGCUUUGUUCUAAGAUAUCUUAUGAUACAUUUGAUCCAGUCAAUGUGGUUCCCUUCAUGUACUGUGAUCCCACACCAAACCUGUUAGAGUUUAAGCCAAACAUCCAGACAAAAAAGGUUGAAGAUGGGCAAAUCGUGACAACAAAAAAAGAUGACUUCAUAUGUGACCCGCAAGCAAUGGGAGAAAGCAUUUCCAAGGAGAACCCAUCUGUUCGGUCAUGGAGUAUUUGUACUCGGAGAGCCAGCAAUGGGGAACCUAUCAUUGCCGCCUCUGAGCAGCUGAAAGACACCUUGGAAAGACUUCAGUUGAAUUUAUUCCAUAGGGGAAGAUGGACAAUUUUACCAUCAGUCUGUGGUGCUCUGAGUUUGGAGGACAUCUGGGGGAAACUGAGCAGAUUGAUGCGACACUGUGUUCUUCCAAGCUGUAAUGCUACAAUGCAGAGACACAUCCCUGAGAUAUGGAUAUUCUGUGACUUGCGUUACUGUGCGCAUAUUGGGACAUUAGUGAAAUCAGAAUUGAAACUCUGUGGCAGAAUUGACUUCUUUGUUCAUAAACAUGGCAUUAUUUUAAUGAUGCGCCUUACGAAACCCACCUUAUUCACCAAUAUCCCAGUGACAUGUGAGGAUAGAGACCUUCCGGGGGAUCUGUUUAGUACUCUCAUGAGAGAAGAUCCUUCUACGGUGAAAGGAGCAGAAAUAUUAAUGCUGGGUGAAAUGCUGACGCUACCGCAGAACUUUGGAAAUAUCUUUCUGGGUGAAACCUUUUCAAGCUACAUAAGUGUUCAUAAUGACAGCAAUCAAAUAGUUAAAGAUAUACAAGUCAAGGCAGAUCUCCAGACAAGCUCCCAGCGGCUGAACCUAUCUGCAUCCACGGCUGUGGUGGCUGAACUGAAAUCAGACAGUUGUAUAGAUGACGUCAUUCAUCAUGAAGUGAAAGAAAUAGGCACACACAUAUUAGUGUGUGCUGUAAGUUACACCACCCAGACUGGGGAGAAAAUGUACUUUAGGAAGUUCUUCAAAUUCCAGGUUCUUAAACCUCUUGAUGUCAAGACAAAGUUCUAUAAUGCAGAGAGUGACCUCAGUUCUGUGACAGAUGAAGUGUUCCUGGAAGCUCAGAUCCAGAACAUCACCACCUCCCCGAUGUUUAUGGAGAAGGUGUCCUUAGAGCCGUCCAUGAUGUACAAUGUGACCGAGCUGAACAGUGUAGUCAAGGACGGUGAAGGGUUGUCUACAUUUGGAACAAAGACUUAUCUACAGCCCAUGGACACGCGACAGUACUUAUACUGCUUGAAGCCCAAGCCAGAAUUUGCUGAAAAAGCUGGUGUUAUCAAGGGGGUCACAGUGAUCGGAAAACUGGACAUAGUGUGGAAAACAAACCUGGGGGAGAGAGGAAGACUACAGACCAGCCAGCUACAGAGAAUGGCACCAGGAUAUGGGGAUGUAAGGCUAUCUCUAGAGACUAUUCCAGAUACUGUCAAUCUGGAAGAACCAUUUGAUAUCACGUGUAAAAUCACUAACUGCAGCAGUGAAAGGACAAUGGAUUUGAUCCUUGAAAUGUGUAACACAAAUGCCAUUCACUGGUGCUGCGUAUCCGGAAGGCAGCUUGGCAAGCUGCACCCCAGCUCGUCCCUUUUUCUAACGCUCACCCUGCUGUCAUCUGUGCAGGGGCUGCAGAGUGUUUCUGGAUUAAGGCUGACGGACACAUUUUUGAAGAGAACGUAUGAGUACGAUGAUAUUGCCCAGGUCUGUGUCGUAUCUUCAAAAAACCAUCUUGAAAGUUGAUUCAGCUAAUGGUUUUAAGAUCCCUGGAUUUUCUGCCUGGACCCACACAACUCCAACAAAUUAUAUCUGUUCAUACAGAACUUUUAGCGUGAUGUAUUAUUUCAUAAAUUUCCAUUCAUGUGAGCCUGUGUAUUUUUAAAUUGAAUGGUUUUUAAACAUUGUAUUUUAUCUCAUUUCAGAAAAAUAAAGUGUAAAUAUGUUGAUAUGUAA
This is a messenger RNA of Pseudophryne corroboree (corroboree frog), 2607 nucleotides long. Its product is annotated as trafficking protein particle complex subunit 13. The record is from RefSeq and is a predicted model, not a curated record. Lineage: Eukaryota; Metazoa; Chordata; Amphibia; Anura; Myobatrachidae. The transcript is spliced from 14 exons. Gene Ontology annotation, cellular component: TRAPPIII protein complex. Bases 412 to 2397 code for a protein of 661 amino acids.